Paramecium sonneborni is the source of this 274-nucleotide messenger RNA. The record is from the annotation of a GenBank genome assembly. Lineage: Eukaryota; Ciliophora; Oligohymenophorea; Peniculida; Parameciidae.
AAUGGAGAUGAGAGACAAUAUAAAACAUCUCUCAUUACUUUUGAUUCUCUUACACUCUCUCCUUCAAUCUAAAAUAUUGUUAAGUUUUAUCAAAACAAAGAUCUUAAAUCAAUCUACUCAGAACUUAAGUAGAUCUAAUAAUCAGCUAAAAUAGUCAAACUAACAAAUUUUGAAAUCACUGUUUCACAAUUCAUGCAAUUUUUUGAAAGAGUAAACAAAUAAGAACCAAAUUAUGAUUAUUAACUGCAUAAUUAAUUACGUGAUUACUUUAUGA